This is a messenger RNA of Patiria miniata (bat star), 5517 nucleotides long. RefSeq names its product probable RNA polymerase II nuclear localization protein SLC7A6OS. The transcript is spliced from 4 exons. Gene Ontology annotation, biological process: developmental process. Lineage: Eukaryota; Metazoa; Echinodermata; Asteroidea; Valvatida; Asterinidae. Bases 171 to 1307 code for a protein of 378 amino acids. The record is from RefSeq and is a predicted model, not a curated record.
AGCAUAUUAAAACGAUUUCAUAUUGUUGACAAUUUGCAUGGCACGGUGCACGUGAGCUAGCUGUUUCUGAUAUAAAGUGAUACUGAAAUAGCCGAUCAGAUAUUUCUUGCCAAGCAAGUUAACAAACACAUUCCAUCUUUCAAAUCCUGUGACAUUAAUCCGCCGAAAUAAUGGCCACAGUAUUGAGAGUUCGUCGCAAACGAAUCAACGACCCUGCCGAAUCGCUCGUGUUUUCGUGCAGCAAGAAAGCCCGCACGGCGGACGGGGAAUCGGCGCCCGGGACCGGCGGUGGGUCUGCCGCGGCAAGCAAGACAUCGACCACGGGGGGUGAAUCGGGGGAUGAUGUGAAAAAGGUGUUCAAAUUCGCUGGAACAGUGGGGAAAAAGGACGAGCCAAUAGCCCAACAGAUCGAAGAAGCUAUCAAGAAAGGCACGCAGCACCCCGCCAUCACAUCCUCCAAACCCACCAAAUCCUCCACCAAGUCGUCAAAAUCCUCCAAAUCCUCCAAAUCCAAGUCCAAAUCUCGCGAGAAAGCCCGCAGCAUCCAACAGAAGUCCUCGCAGACGCGUCGCUUCCAGGUCCUUUCCAGUUUCCGAGGGAUCGACCUGAACGAACUGGACACCGCGUCCCAGAACCCAGCGCCCAAAAAGGCUGCUCCCGUUAAGAGGACGCCGUCAAAGUUGAAACUGUGGAACCGGAUGAGGAAGUCCUCACAGACUUCGGAAACGCCUGCUGAGGAUGAAGCAAAGAAACUGUUUUGUUUGUAUGAUGUUACGCAGGAGGACGGCGUGGCAACAACCAAUGGCCAAUCACAGGCAAAAUGUAAAUCACCGGACAAGAAAUCCCCGCCCGCCAACCCCGACGUCAUUCUCUGCAAUUCCGUUCAGAUGGUCCGAGAAAAACUUGUCAUCGACGACAAGACGAAGGAAACGGACUACGUCUACGAUCUGUACUACAUCGAGGAGGGGCCCGUGGACCUGAACGGGGCCUUGUCUAUGGGCGAGGCCGAGCAAGAGCUCAUCAUGGAGUACUUUGUGUCGCAGGAGGAGGAACUGGAAGAGACAUAUGAAGACGACAGCGAUAGCAACGAUGAAGGAAAUUGGAGGAAUGAUUACCCCGAGGAUGAACCAGAUAAAAGGCACCCUGACUUGUUUGAUGAGCUGAUUGAUGAUUACUGCUACGGGGAGGGCCAGUCCAGCGACGAGGACUUUGGCCAGUACUCGGACAUCAAGAAGAAAACGGGCAAGCGAGUGCUGAAUUACAACGCCUACGGUGGGAGUGAUGACGAUCUGGGAUGUUACUCUUGAGCAGAGUACCGAGCAAGCUGCCACGAUUGGUGUUAAAGUACUUUGGUUUGAAUUGGUUACCAUCUUAACUGGUAAACUACAGUUACACAUUUUUGUCCCUAAUAUUUUUCCCCCAUACAAAACAGGUACAUGUAUCUCUCAAAACAGCUUAUUACCUUGCAAUGUAUCAAAACUUUCAUAAUAAAAGUAACCUCGUGAUCUGAAGGGAUAUAAUGUAGAUAACUUCACUAGCAGAAGCAUGCAGAUGUAUAGCGGAUGAUCAAUUGCAUUCUUGUGUUGGUAAAGGCGUCAUCCCUGCCUACUCUACUACUAAUUAGUGUUGCAGAAAAUUUCAGAGCAUUGUAGUGUAUAUGACUUCAAGCUUUGCAUGGGGGAUGAGAUCAAUUAUAUGGAUUUGGCGGGUAACACCAUGUGGAAAGAAAUAUCUUCUUGGAAGAAGUGUGGUUCUGAAAAGAACCGGUUGGUUGAGUGUAGAACUUGACGUUUUGGACAGUGUGCUCUGUCCGUCCUCAGGAGGGUGAGGAAGAGAUUUCUUUCCACGUGGUGUUACCCGCAAACUUUGUAAUUUAGCAUUGUAGUGAACGCCAGCCUCCCCAGUCAUAUGUCCCCUGCCCCCCCAAAAAAGCAGGAAAAAUCCCCAAAUAGUCAAAAAUAAAUAGCAUUAAUUGCUGUACUCACAAAUUCAAUACCAUCUGCUCAACACUUUCAAAUUUCACUGAAUUCAUGAAAUGUUCGUAGUAUAAAAAAAAAUUAUAGUAACUAUUAUAUCCUUCAACAUCUGAAAAUAACAAUCAUGUUCUGAAUGCCAAUUUGUAUAACUGCGAACCUCUUACAUGUACUUCUUAAAUGUUCAAACGUAGAGUAUCCACGUAUUUUAAGCGAUAUAUUCUGUCCACAAUGAAACUUGAAGGUCUGCAUGCUGAAAGUGAUAAACUUUUCCAGUUGUGUUUUGUAAAUAAAGAUUUUGUUAACUUUUACUCAGUAUACAUUUCAGUCAUCAAAUUCUUCAAAGAAAGUUAAUUUUUCUUUCUGUUCUGGGUAUUUUUUUGUGGGACAUUCGAAGAAAUAAACAUGCCAAAUGUAACAUUAAAUACUCUUCUGUUUUUGUUGUUACAAAUGAUAACGACUUUUGUACACUAUAUCAUAUGACCUGUAGAUACAUGUAACGUGCUUAAAGCUUAUCUUCUAACCUUUUUAAACAGAUAGAAAUUCUUAAUAUUACAACAGUAUAAUUAUAAGAAGUUUAAUAAAAACGGCGGCUCUACAGCAAAAUAAAAUAUCAGACAUCAGAGUUCACUUUAUAAUAAAGAGCCAUUGGCAGUACGUUUGGAAUUGUCAGGUUUGAUAAUUAGCUUACACGUUGGAGCCUAAUGCAGAUAAUUUCUUAGCGAGACGGUGUUAAUUGGUGUGAGCGACUAAUUAGCAAUUAGGGACACAGUGUGAUUGCUUAUUUCACUUGUUAAUUGACAAAUCACUGAGCAACGAUUACUUUCGUAAGAAUCUUUCGCUUGAUUAAAAAAAAAAUGAUAAUUACGGACAGGUUUGAAAGAAAACACUUCAAAGCUGACUCAAUUAUAUCAGCGCAGUUGGUCUAUGCUGGACUCAAAACGUGCAAAGCACAGCCAUUCUCAAGAGGAAAUGUUGGCAAAAAAUCGUGUUUGCCGUACCAGUCUUGGCAGCCUAUAGACAUUAUCAUGUUGCGGCCAUCUUGAUUUUUUCUCAUUCAAAUCAACGUAACCAAAACAAGGCUGGAAGGAAAAUAGUCUGGUUCCUUUUUGCACAAAACAAAAUUCAUUCAGUACUGUUAUUGGAUACAGGGAACAUGACUGAAAUGGUGGCAGCAUGAUAAAGGUCUAUAUGUUCACAUCUUACGUUUAAGAAACUGUUUCAUUAGUAACUUGAGUAAAUUCCACCUAAAGACUGAUUUUGUUGACUUAAUGUGAAGAAGUUGACAGUAGAGUGUUAGAUUGGUAUUCUAGAGAUCACAGGUUCAAUUCUGUCUUCUGGGAAACCCUUUAGUUUGACUAAAUGAUUCAUGAAAGUUUACGCAUGUUUAAAUGGCACUUGCUUAAAAAAUUGGUUUUUAUUGUCAAAUGACAAAAACCACAUAACAUGUUGUAUGUACAAAGUCACAUUCAUUUCCAACGACAUUUCUCAGUACUUCCUUUCCUUAAGUGCUCUGUAAAACUGUUGAGUUGUGUGAUGACAGUACUGUAUAAAUAUGAAGUCAAAAAUUGUAAUAUUUCAAAUAAGAAAUUGGAUGCAAACGUUUGGACAGAGAUUCCACUUUAUUUUGUUAUCUUGGAAGAGUGACUGAUUUUGUAGGAAAAAAAGGUUGCACCCCUGUAUUAAGGAGAUGAUAUUUUUCUGCACGAAUGUAAAAAGAAUUUAGUGAACCUUUGUCUUCUUUGCAAUUUGGUAUAUUCCUACUCGUCAAAAUUUUAGUUAGUAUCAAGUUCAGUGGGGUUGAAAUUUUGCCACAUUUUGCUUUCUUUAUUGAUAUUCAUGUGAAAAUGUGCAAUACUUGUAUUUUAAAUUUGGAAAGCCAAUUUUGAAGUAGCGAGAAAAAUUUGUUGACUCUUGACAGAGGUUGUAGACAAUCCCAUUAAACUACUCGUAUUUUAUCUGUUACACAUUAAAAUUAAAGAUUGUAAAAAAAGAAAUCUGAUUAAACGUUGGUUGAUUGUUGAACUAAACCAUUGGUUGUUAAGACACAGAUAUUGUUUUUGAAAAGAGAAUGAUUGGAGUUUGGAAUUUUGAACAGUUGAGGGUGCUUUUCUGUAGAGGUUUUGGGAAAUACAUGCACAUGUAUGUAAACAUGAUGGCUAGAUAAGGUGCAUUAUUUGCCUUUUUACCAAGAUACUGUGUGGUUUAUGUUUGAAAGCUAUUCUUAAAGCAAGUUUAAAUUAAAUUAAAAUGAUUGCUUUAACCAUCCCCUCCCAAUAUAAUAAUGGUGCCAUCCAAACUAUGGCGUAAGCUCUUGUUGGCACUGGAUAUUUUGCAAAUUUUAUGAGUAAAUUUAAGAACGUUGAGUUUGCAGAAAUGAUAACAUUACACAGUGAUAUGGAGAGCUUUGUAAACAUUUAUCUUUUCGUCCCUACGAUAUGAGGCUUAUAUUAUUACAAGUAAACCAAGACACGAAGCCUCUUUAUUCAUAUUUGCUAUUAGGUAGAUUGUUAAAUUAUAAUAAAAUUCAUUCCAGAUAUUGUAUUGAAUUAUAUACAAGUUAUUUUUCAUCGUCUGUAGUGAGCAUGUUGCAUCCAGUUAUUAAUUAAUUGAUUUUUGAAUAGAGUGCUAUGUUAUCUGUAGUAACCUUUUGUUAUGAUUUUGUUUGCCAAGACAUUAAGAAUGAUGAAACUGUAUUGGAAAUAUUUAGAGCAGUAAAAUAUAGAAUUAAGAAUUAGUUGUAUUGUUUUGUUUUUAAGUACCGGUAAUUUUUCUUUGCCGCAGAGCCAUCUAAAGCCUUGUAAAUAUAUUUGUUUUUCUUGCCUUGAUCACUAGUGUUAUUAUCACUUUUUUGGCAUCAAUGUACGAAAUCAUGUAAACUUAGUGAAUGCUCAGUGUAAUUAUAAAGUAAAUUUUUUUUUGUGUUUUGCUGCGAAUGUUUUAAAAGAGUUUUUGACAUUUAAAAGUACAAUAGACCAUUAUCAUGUUGCGGCCAUCUUUAUUUUUGUCCCAUUCAAAUCAACAUAUUCAAAGCGAGGCUGGAAGAAAAAUAGUCUGGUUCCUUUUUGCACAAAAAAAAACAUCAUUCAGUACUGUCAUUGAAUACAGGGGACAUGACUGAAAUGGUGGCAGCAUGAUAAAGGUCUAUAAAAAGUAUUUUUAGUUGAUUGGGAGUUUUGUUCAAAAGCUGCAAAUUAGCCCUACAUUGGGGUUUUUUCUUUCUUUUUGGUUUUGAAAAAAAAAACUGCGUAAAAUCUAGGAAAUUAAAGGGAAAAAACAGUGCAUGUUCAACAGUAUUAGUAUUACAAAAAAAAAGUUUGCUUAGAUGUUUAAAACUGUUGUAUUCUUUAAGCUUCUAUCAUCUAAUUGCUGAUUUUUUUUCAUGUAAAGAAGAAAAUGCUUUAAUAUUACAGACUUUUUCUUAUUAAAUUUUAUUCAUAUUGCGAAGGGAAAUUAUUUUGAAGAAAGUACUGUUUUUGUAUCUGGAUUUUUUUUUCGACGAGGAGUAUGAAAUAAAGUUGGUGUUUUUCGUAAUAAAAUCGGA